Molecule: messenger RNA, 4340 nt
Organism: Arabidopsis thaliana (thale cress)
Lineage: Eukaryota; Viridiplantae; Streptophyta; Magnoliopsida; Brassicales; Brassicaceae
Product: DNA replication helicase
Exons: 35
Coding region: 101-4048 (1315 amino acids)
Biological process (GO): DNA repair; DNA replication
Cellular component (GO): chromosome; nucleus
Molecular function (GO): 5'-3' DNA helicase activity; ATP hydrolysis activity; helicase activity
Source: RefSeq, marked reviewed
GAAGAUUAUAUGAAGUUUCGAAGUUUCAAGGCAAAGUUAAUAUGCACGAAGUUUAUCAGCUCCAUCAAAAUUUCAGGGUGCCAAGUAUUAGCCAUUGGAAAUGCCACCAAGAAAGAAGCCCAAGUCUUCAGCUUUGAAAUCAAACAAACAAUCUUCAGCUAAUCAUUCGUCACAACCUUCCACCUUUGGCAUCCAGCAGUUGUUCCUUCGACAUAUUCAGAACUCCCAAUCAACUUCCAACUCUCAUACCUCCACUGCUGACCCAGUUGAUCAACAGAAUGUGAAUGGUCUUGCCUCUGACACUGCAGUUUUAACGCCUCAAAACCCUCUAGGCACAUCGAAUGAGAAACCUGAUGAGUCCAAAGAUAUGGACCAGCAACUCACGGAGGCAUCUCCUAAGAUCUCCAAAAACCUGAAGCGCUUCUCUCCUGGAAUGCUGAUAAAGCAAAGUCAAGAUGACUGUGGUGGUGAGAUAACUUGGAAAAUCUCUCCAGUAAAUGAAAGACUUCGGGCAGCUGCUAAGAACAUUCCUAAGAUGAUGGACUUAACAGAAAAUUCACUAGGGAAGCAAUGUCCUACAUCAGGUAUAACUUCCAAGGUUGAGCAAUGGUUAUCUUCACCCUCAAAAAAAGCUUCCAAAAGACCAGCUUUUGCAACAAAUAGGGUCAUGGAAAGGGUAAAUCCUUCCCCAGAUGCAGAGUUUGAAAUUGUUAACACUUCAAGUAGUGGAAACAGUCCUUUCCAGACCCCACCGUCUCUUUCAUGCCCUCACAACAAGCUUCCUUGUACUGUAACGUGCAGCGGAGCUUGUGGAUCUAUGGGGGCUGGACAACAUAAAAAGGCCUUGCUUGAACUAUUAGAUCAAGUGGAGGAUGUCAUCGCAGUUGAUGACAAAACAACUGAUGAUGUGGGGAUUGUGAUGCCUCAAGCUCGAGUUAAAGAUGAUAUCAUCUCUUCUGUUGUUGAUUGCGCUGUAGAUGAAGGGCCAGUUUCUCUACCAAAAAUGCAGAAUUCCAUAAAUCCAGAUAGCUAUUUCCUUGUAUUGGAGGUAUCGGAGAAACGUGGCUCGGGUAGCUCAUCUAAGGGUCAAUGUCCUUAUAAGGUUCUUCGCUUGCUAGAUGAGCACACAGGAGUGGAAUGCGCUUUGUAUCUCUGGGAUGAAUGGUUUUACAGCACUGUAUCACCAGGAGAUUCAAUCAAUGUUAUUGGAGAGUUUGAUGGGGAUGGCAAGUGUGACGUGGACCGUCAAAACAAUUUCUUAAUUGUUCAUCCUGAUACCCUUGUUGCCGGAACUAGGGUUGCUGCAAGUUUUGGUUGCCCAAGGCGAACCGUGCUAGAUGAGAGGCUCAGAUCCAAUGAACACGCUACAGUAGCCUUACUUGGAACCUUGCAACACCAAGUUUUUCAGGCUGGUCUCUCGCAAGAAUCUCCAUCUGUAGAUGGUUUGCAAGAAUAUGCAAGCACAGUGAUUGAGAAAAGUAUUGAGAGCUUAUAUGCAUGCGGAGUGCAUGAAGGAGACGUGAGAUCAACUUUAUUUAAAGCUAUCCCGAAAAUGUUGAAUUGGAUUGAGCAUUUCAGAUAUUCGAAGGACUCAGAAGUAUCAAAAGUUGAUUUUGGUUCUACCAUUGGGAAGAAAGCUGUUAAGGUAUCAGAGGUAAUUGAUAUUGAGGAGAUGUCAUGGGCCCCUAAAUAUGGUCUCAAAGGGAUGAUCGAUGCUUCGGUCAGAGUGAUAGUUGAAUCUGACAUGAACACAGUGAAUGAGAAGAUAAUGCCCCUUGAGUUUAAAUCUGGAAAAGCUCCUAGUGGUCAGUCAUCAAUAGAGCAUUCUGCACAGGUGAUCCUGUACACGCUCCUUAUGUCUGAGAGGUACCUGAAGCAUAUUGACAAUGGCCUUCUGUACUAUCUACAGUCAGAUCAGACCCAGGGAAUUUCUGUUCAACGAUCAGAUUUGGUGGGUCUGAUUAUUCGUCGCAAUGAACUUGCAAAUGACAUUCUUGUGGCGUCAACAACCCAGCAACUGCCGCCGAUGUUACGGAACCCAAACAUAUGCCGGAACUGUCGCCAUCUGGAUGUUUGCACAAUUUAUCAUAAGGCAGAUGGUGGAAACACAGAGAGUAGCGGACUUGGUGAUGUCUUUGACACACAUGUUUCUCAUCUAUCAACUUUACAUUUCAAUUUCCUCCGACACUGGGACAGGCUAAUUGACUUGGAAGGUAGAGAGAUGCAGCUUCUACGGAAAGAUAUUGCGCAUCCACAUGGUUCAAAGGGCAGCCACUCAGCUAGUUAUCUUUCUUCAAUGGUUCUUGACGUGACAAAUGGGUUUCAGCAUCAUAACUCUCAUAAAGAAACUAGAUUCAUCUAUCGUUUUGUACGUCAAAAAUCAUCUGAAUCUAGAGAAAGAGUAACCAGUGAAGAUAUGAUUAGGACUGGAAACCUUGCAACUGAUGACCUGGAUUGCAAACUUAGAACUGGAGAUCGUGUGAUUCUUCGCACAGAAGUCAGCCACCUGACCGUUGCAAAUGGGAUUAUAGCAGAUAUUAGUCGCACACAUAUAUCAGUUUCUUUAUCCAAGCGAUUACGUCUUCCUUGGAGCGAACCUUCUUCUGAGGUAUCAAAUCUCUCUCAUGAGUUAUGGAGAAUUUACAAGGAUGAAUUCAUGACAUCAUUUUCGGUUAUGAGGUUCAAUCUCAUGCAGCUUUUCGUACAAAAUGGACAUAACAUCAGGAAAAUGAUUGUGGAUCUCGAGCCUCCUAGAUUUGACAAUGGAUCUAUACUGAGCCAGGAUCCUGCAAUAUCAUAUAUUUGGUCAGAAAAGAGUCUGAAUAAUGAUCAGCGCCAAGCUAUACUUAAGAUACUCACUGCAAAGGACUAUGCUUUGAUAUUAGGAAUGCCUGGAACAGGAAAAACCUCCACAAUGGUUCAUGCUGUGAAAGCUUUGUUGAUCAGAGGCUCAUCUAUUCUGCUUGCAUCGUACACAAACUCUGCUGUUGAUAAUCUACUUAUCAAACUAAAAGCACAGGGAAUUGAGUUUCUACGUAUUGGUAGAGACGAGGCUGUACACGAAGAAGUUCGAGAAAGUUGCUUUUCAGCCAUGAAUAUGUGCAGUGUCGAGGACAUAAAGAAAAAGUUGGACCAGGUCAAAGUUGUGGCCUCUACAUGUUUGGGAAUCAAUAGUCCUUUGCUUGUGAAUAGGCGAUUUGAUGUAUGCAUUAUUGAUGAAGCUGGCCAGAUUGCCCUCCCUGUUUCGAUAGGGCCCUUGCUGUUUGCAUCUACCUUUGUACUUGUUGGUGACCACUAUCAACUACCGCCACUGGUGCAGAGUACAGAGGCUAGAGAGAAUGGGAUGGGAAUAAGCUUGUUUCGCAGGUUAUCAGAAGCCCAUCCUCAGGCAAUUUCAGUGUUACAAAACCAGUACCGAAUGUGUCGAGGUAUUAUGGAACUAUCAAAUGCCUUGAUAUAUGGAGACAGAUUAUGCUGCGGUUCUGCUGAAGUAGCUGAUGCCACACUUGUGCUUUCUACCUCCAGUUCUACUUCGCCAUGGCUUAAAAAGGUUCUGGAGCCAACAAGAACAGUUGUAUUUGUUAAUACAGAUAUGCUGCGUGCUUUUGAAGCUAGGGAUCAGAAUGCGAUCAACAAUCCAGUUGAAGCUUCCAUAAUAGCUGAGAUUGUAGAGGAGCUAGUUAACAAUGGAGUGGAUAGUAAAGAUAUUGGAAUCAUUACUCCUUAUAACUCACAAGCCAGCCUCAUUCAACAUGCCAUUCCGACAACUCCUGUGGAGAUACAUACUAUUGACAAAUAUCAGGGAAGAGAUAAAGACUGCAUAUUGGUAUCUUUUGUGAGAUCGCGAGAGAAACCAAGGAGCUCUGCUUCUUCACUGCUCGGAGAUUGGCAUAGGAUCAACGUUGCUUUGACACGAGCAAAGAAAAAGCUGAUAAUGGUGGGAUCACAAAGAACACUCUCAAGAGUUCCACUUCUGAUGCUUCUUCUAAACAAGGUUAAGGAGCAGUCAGGUAUCUUGAAUCUGUUGCCGGGAGAUUUAAAACCAUAACAACUCAUCAAGAAACGUUUCAAAUAUCACAAUUUUAACUUGUAUCUCCAUUUUUGUCCAAAAGGAAUGAUAAUGUAUAAUCGAUUUACUUUCCGAGUCUGAAUUUGUUGAUAAGAAAGAAAUCAGGAGAGCAUGAAUCACUUGCAUAAUGACAUGUAACAGAAAAGCGGAGAUAUUGUAAUGAUGGAGAAGUUUCAUUUGAAGGUUAGCUCAGUUAACGUUAUGACAGUAGAUUUUGAACGAACAAAGAACCACACACCAGAAGAUACACACAACUACCAAACCCAGGUCU